Xiphias gladius (swordfish) is the source of this 2056-nucleotide messenger RNA. RefSeq names its product protein THEM6. Lineage: Eukaryota; Metazoa; Chordata; Actinopteri; Istiophoriformes; Xiphiidae. The transcript is spliced from 3 exons. Bases 245 to 853 code for a protein of 202 amino acids. The record is from RefSeq and is a predicted model, not a curated record.
ACUUUGGCUUAUUAUAACGAGAGUUGAGUCAAUUAACACAAACCAUACACAUGGUAACGUGUGUGAAGACGGCAAUUACUGAGUAUGAAAACGUAACCAGGUAACCGUACCGACGAGGCAACCAAUGAAAUUACGUGUCGUCACACCGCACCCGGAAGUCAUGUUCACUCAUUCUACCGGUUUCCUUAAGUGCCAGCGGUUGCAUUGCAUCUCAUGGUAGCACUGAGUACAAGACGCACGAGAGAUGUUGCUGCUGGUGUUGGGAGCCCUCCUCCUGCUCUUCUGCAGUCUUGAUGUAUGGUACUUCCUACGAGGGGCCCAGGUGUUCAUCCAGUCAUGGUUCCAAUCCAGAAUAUGGGACAUUCUAGCUGAGCAAAGCAUUGAUGGCAUGGUCCUUCCCCAUGAUUUGGACUACAUGGGCCACAUGAACAACUCUCGAUACCUGAGGGAGUGUGACUUUGCUCGCUUCCACCAUUACAUGCGAAACGGGCUGUUCAUGGCCUCACGCAAACUGGGGGCAAAAAUGGUGGUAGGGGCUUCCACCAUCCGGUACCGGCGUUCCUUGGUCUUCCGUGAGGCUUUUGAGAUUCGGACCAGAGUAGUGGGAUGGGAUGAGAAGGCUUUUUACUUGGAGCAGCGCUUUGUGUCCAAGAAAGAUGGCUUCGUAUCUGCGAUCAUGCUCUGCAGGCAAAAUGUGGUGCAUUGCAGCCCAGAUAGGAUUAUUGAAUAUGUUUGCAAAAGGAAGAUCGAGUGCCCCGAGUUUCCUGAGGACCUCAAACACUGGAUCAGCUUCAUUUCAGCCAGCAGCCAGGCCCUGAGAGCAGAGAGCGGACUGGAAGAGAAGAACAAGUGAAGCCACACCAUGUAUCAUGAGUGUAGACAAAUAUAAUUUGCACUGCACGCAGAUAUACAAUAUACAUCCAUACACACACAUACGCACACAGUUAAACAUCGUAGAGAGAUUUAGUUGACUUACAAUAUUCCACUUAUCUGUUUUUGGUCAAUCCUACCUGCUGUGUAUUUUUUUAUGAUGUGAACUGAAGUACUGACAUUAUAACAGCUGAAUAUGAAAACUUGAACUGUAAUGUAUUUCCUGUUUUAAAAUGCACUUAUGCACUGGGAUCACAGUGAAAUGUUCUCUCAGAAGAAAGUCAUAGAAAAACAUAGCUUUAUUCUUGCAGCUUAUUCAGUAGUUGAUUGUGAAUAGACAGGCUGUAGAUAUCUUCAUUCUCAUUUAGCAAAAUUCUCUAACUUCAGAUAAGCAUGUAGAGCAAAAGUUAAUCUUCCACUGACAUCAAUGCAUGUUUUGAAACAACCAGAGUAAUUUUUUGGUGCCUCUUAAAUUAAGUUAUAAUUUCAGAGAAUUAUAACGUUUUAUGAAAAACAUACAGUAGGUAUGAUGAAAUGCUUGAAUGGACAUCAUGAAUAUGUAAUGACAAAUUAGUUUUAAUCUUGCCAUUAGCAAUUUGCACAAAGUAACCCAAGGGAGUAAACAAACUGAGAGGGAAUAUUUGUUUUUGGGGGAUCCUUUCAUCAGUACAGUGUUGUUCUUUUACCAAAUUUAUUAUACAUGCAUUUAAAGGGUGGGCUUCUUUAAUGGCGUUCCAAAUGAUUUUUAGGAGAAAGUGCUAAAUUAAAAUUGGCAGGCCUGAUAAGUUAAUGCUAAUACUGUAUGAGGUUGCUGGCAACUUUUCAAAUCUUGCAACGCAUGACAAUAACUGAAUGUUUAAAUUUUGCUUGGUUUUUAUUGAGACAGCCUUUUGAAAUCUGGAAUCUUCCCUUUAAUACAUCAAAGCUUUAUUUUGUGACCAAAGUAAUGUAUUGUUAUUUAUGAAGUGGAAACAAAAUCAAUUUUUAAGGAAGAUGUAUACCUGACCUGUUAUUUAUGUUGUUAAUGCACAAAAUCUUAUUUACUUCCAUAAGUUUGAAGAUAUUUGUUGUCCUUUUUUAUUUUCCACUUUUAUUAUUUAUGAUUUAUUGAAAUGGAUAACCUACCAGACUUCAUUUAUUGUGUUUGUUAAUUAUUUAAUGGCAUUUUAAAUUAAAAAAAUGCAUU